Messenger RNA from Prorocentrum cordatum, 951 nucleotides. NCBI's taxonomy places the organism in Eukaryota, Dinophyceae, Prorocentrales, Prorocentraceae. The record is from the annotation of a GenBank genome assembly.
AUGUGGCUGCGGUGCUGCAAAGCAAGACCGACGGACGACACCGUGGAGGUGACCGACGUUGCCGGGGAGCCGCCCUGGGAGCGGCUCCCGCCGGGCAGCGGCGCCGGGCGACCGGCGCCGCCGCCUGGAGCGGCGCCGCCGCCUGCUGGCAUGCAGCAGGGCCGCUGCCGAGCGCUGACGGGCGACCCCGUAGAGGUGGCCGGCGCCGAUGCCCGGCACUCCCUCAAGUCGGCGCGCUCGGGCGAGCCGCAGGUCUCCCCGCCUGGCGCUCGGGAGGGCCCCGGGAAGCUGCCGCUCCAGGGUGCCGUCGAGGACCCCUGCGGGCUGCCGGGCGAGAUCGUUGACGACGCCACGGCCUGCGGGACCGAGGGCGUCGCGUCCUCGAGUCCGUCCUCGCCGUCCCACGUCAGGCUCGACGUCGUGGGCACCGUCGGCGGCGCGCUCGGGGCGGCCGAUCGCCCCGACUUCACGGGCUCCUGGCAGUGCAUCCGGGUGGAGGGCGACAUGCACAGGUUUCUCCAGCACAUGGGCCUGUCGCCGAUCAUGUGCGAGGCCGCGAAGAACGCCCACUACGGGGCAGGCCACCAGCUGCAGACGAUCAGUCAGGAGGGCGAUUUCCUCUCCGUUGUCGAUCAGCUGAAGGUCACUGUCACAAUGAAGUGUCAGGUUGGUCUGGGUCCUCAGAGGUCCUUCGACCUGGAGGGCAGGUCCGUCACCGUCACGCCGACGUGGGACGGCCAGACCCUGUGCGUCGAGACCACGACUGGGAGCGGAGAGCCUUUUGCGACCAGCCGGCGGUUCUACGAGGGAGACGAGAUGGUGCUGGAGCUCACGUCGCCGGCUGGAGCCACCACGAGGCGCAUCUUCUGCAGGAAGGGCUCGACCAGACACCUGAAGUCGAUUCGGUCGACUUGCUCGACACGGCUGACAUGGGCGACUGAAGUUCCAUGA